CAAAUUUAGAUCAGUCAGCUUCAAACUGGCGUCGCGACGGCUCUUUUCGCGUUACCGAGAAGGUAUACUAAAAUAAUUUCCUCGAUACGUUCUCUGUGCCUUAGAUCGCGUUCUCCGGUUUGCUGGAAAUUUUAACGAUAACGAGUGAAUAAAAUAUUUGAAAGAAUAAUGAAAAUAUGGUUCGUCCGCUAAACUCGUAAUCGAUUAAAUUCAUCUUUAACAUACCUAUGCAUAUUUGUUUCGAAGAGUGGGGAAUAUAAAAAUUUAAAAAAAAAAGAAAAGAAAAAUCAAGAAACGGUGAGUGAGAUACAGCUCUUUUCCUGUCCGGAAUCGCAGCAUGAGGGCAGCUACAACCACCAUUUGGAUUUUCGUCACUUUGAUUUUUCACGCGUCCUGUGCUCCUAGCGUUAUCAAAAUCGGUGCGAUAUUCCACGAUGGUUGCGAGGAAGACAAGGCGACGUUCGAGUACGCUGUUGAUAUUUUGCGUAUGAAUCGUCUGGCUGGUCAAUUGGUAUUGGAGCCGGUGAUAAAAUGGGUGAGAGGGAACAGCGAUGGCAUCGGUACGGCCGCGGCAGCUUGCGAUUUACUGGAGGAAGGUGUGGCGGUUAUUUUCGGUCCGAAAAGUCCUUACACAAGACCAAUCGUAUCCAGUAUCACCGCUCGUUACUCGGUGCCGCAUAUUGAAUAUGCAUGGCGACCCAUGGAUGAAUCUACGCUGCAGUCAACAACGAUCAACGUUUAUCCUCACAGCGAAAGUAUCGCCUCUGCAAUCGCGGUCCUGACGAAGGCUAUGCCUUGGACCCAAUUUACAGCGGUAUACGAAACGGACGAUGGUUUAACCCGUCUUCAGGAAGCGCUGAAACUCCACGGUCCAAAAGAUAGCCCAAUUACAGUAAGGCAGCUAGGAUCGGGUCCGGAUUAUCGUUCUUUACUCAAGGAAAUCGCAGCGUCUCGCGAAGUCAAUAUACUUCUCGAUGCCGAACAGGAUAACGUUAUAGAAGUAAUGAAGCAGGCCCAAGAAGUAAACUUGAUGAAGGAUUACCACACCUACAUCAUUACGGAUUUGGAUUUGCCGGGUCAUCCAAUACUAAAAACGUUCGUAAACUCAACGGCGAAUAUUACAGGAUUCUCAUUUUUAACUGAAAAGAGAGAUGAGAUUAGCGAAGCCCUUGGAUUUCAAGUAAAGAUUGAGGCCGCUCUGCUUUACGACGCUGUCAUGUUGUUCAACAAGGCAUUGGAGGGUUUGAACGUGGCAAAUGCGGAAACGGAUACGCCUUUAAAACUUGCACCAACUUCGCUGAAAUGUGACGCUAAAAAUUUUUACUCCGCUGGUAGGAAUUUAACGGAUGCGAUUCGCUCGGAAACGCGAAUCAACGAACUGACCGGCCCAAUCUUAAUCGACAAGUCUGGGUCAAGGCGGAACUUCGAACUCGAUGUGAUCGAAUUUCACUUGGACAGGUUCGUCACCAUCGGAGUAUUCGACGAUAAAGAGUUCAGGGUAACACGUAGCGCCAAGGACCGGCAAGAAGAUAUAGAAAAAAAAAUGGAAACCACCUUUUACAGGGUCACCACAAGAUUGGGUCCGCCGUACCUGAUGCUGGUCACGGACGGUUCGAACAGAGGUGUUCAAAUCGGUGAGUCGAGAUACGAAGGGUACAGCGUUGACCUGAUAACGGAAGUGGCAAAAGUUAGAAAUUUUCGUUUUCAAUUCGAACUGGUACCGGACGGUAACUACGGUUCUUACGACGAAGUAAACAAGUCAUGGGAUGGUCUAGUGAAACGACUUCGGGACCGAGAAGCCGAUCUCGCCAUUUGCGACCUCACUAUCAAUCACCAGAGGGAACAAGCCGUCGACUUUACGAUGCCGUUCAUGAAUCUUGGUAUCAGUAUACUCUACAUGAAACCGGAAGCUGAAGAUCCGGAUCUCUUCUCGUUCAUGAGACCUUUUACGACCGAAGUAUGGAUUUACGUUGCUACCGCUUACCUGGGGGUUUCGCUCAUGCUCUUCAUUCUGGCCAGGGUGGCGCCUGGCGAAUGGGACAAUCCUCACCCCUGCAACCCCGACCCCGAAGAAUUGGAGAACAGUUUCGACUUGAGAAAUUCUCUCUGGCUGACGAUCGGCUCUCUUAUGCAACAGGGUUCCGAUAUCCUUCCGAAAGCCCCUUCCAUACGAAUGGUAGCCGGUCUUUGGUGGUUUUUUACUCUCAUUAUGGUUUCGUCGUACACGGCUAAUUUAGCCGCCUUUUUAACAACUGGUAAAAUGGGUGAGACGAUAUCGAACGUCGAGGAACUUGCGGCUCAAACGAAAAUCAAGUACGGACUACUCGGGGGUGGAUCCACCUCGAUAUUUUUCAGGGAUUCAAACAGUACGACUUACCAAAGGAUGUGGGCAGCCAUGAACGAAGCGAGGCCAAGUGUUUUCACUAAGACAAACGACGAGGGGGUGGAACGUGUGCUAAGUGGUAAACGAGGGUACGCUUUCAUCAUGGAAUCCUCAGCAAUCGAGUACAACGUCGAACGUCAUUGUGAACUUAUGCAAAUCGGUGGUCUCCUGGACAACAAAGGAUACGGAAUCGCGAUGCCGCCAAAUUCUCCGUACAGAACUUCGAUCAGUAAGGCGGUUCUGACCCUUCAGGAACGAGGAGUACUGGAGGAGCUCAAAACAAAAUGGUGGAAGAAGAUGAACAUCGAAACCGUAUGCGAAAAAGAAGAUGCGAAAUCGGAUGCGGACGAGCUUGAACUUCGCCUAGCGAACGUCGGUGGUGUUUUUCUGGUUCUUAUGGUCGGAUGUGCAUUUUCUUUCAUCGUAGGUAUACUCGAGUUUCUUUGGAACGUGCGGAAAGUAGCGGUCGACGAGAAGGUCACGCCUAUGGAGGCUUUCAAGGGCGAGCUCAGAUUCGCCAUCAAUAUUUGGGCCGAAACUAAACCAGUCAAAGUAGCUCAAAGCAGCAGAGAGUCCAGCUCUGCUCCUGGACCCGGAAGAAUGGGGCGCGCAGCGUCCGCCGCAAGAUCCUUGGUAGGAUCUUUCCUUCGUCUCGAUAUGCUCGACAAUUUUGAGAAGGACAACGCCUCGAACUCCAAAAGUGGAAAUCAGAGAAACGACUGAUGUAACUAAUCAUCCAUAUUGACUGAUCAAUCGUUCAUUUUUUUUUUCUAGUCUUUACUUCGAUUUAAAACUCGAUUUCCAUCUUCUUUGGAAUAAUUUGCCGCGAAGCUAGUUUCAAGAAUUUUACAAACAGAUAAUUUUCUUAUUUUAUCCUGUGAAUUGUAAUUCACCGGUUCUGAAAAACCUGUAUUCUCCAAAAUUAGUCGCAUGGUAAAUAAAACGGAAAGCAAAUGGUGAUUUCUGAAAAAAUAA
This is a messenger RNA of Athalia rosae (coleseed sawfly), 3358 nucleotides long. Its product is annotated as glutamate receptor ionotropic, kainate 2-like. Gene Ontology annotation, biological process: synaptic transmission, glutamatergic; modulation of chemical synaptic transmission; monoatomic ion transport. Gene Ontology annotation, cellular component: plasma membrane; postsynaptic membrane. Gene Ontology annotation, molecular function: transmitter-gated monoatomic ion channel activity involved in regulation of postsynaptic membrane potential; glutamate-gated receptor activity. The coding region runs from base 338 to 3106 and encodes 922 amino acids. The record is from RefSeq and is a predicted model, not a curated record. The transcript has 16 exons. NCBI's taxonomy places the organism in Eukaryota, Metazoa, Arthropoda, Insecta, Hymenoptera, Athaliidae.